GAAAAAAAUUGAAUAGAAAGUGGAGACCGUCACAAAAAAGAGAGAGCAGUCGGCGAAGAAGGGGGAGGUGCGUUGUAGAGGAGCAUCCCGUGGAAAGGCGGCGGAGGCGGCGGCCGGUGGAAGAUGUCGAUCCUGUGGGAGAAGAGCGCUGGGUGGCGGUGGCUGGUGCGGCGGACGCGUGACUCGAAGCCCUUCUUCUUCACCUUCGCGGCGCUGUGCGGCGUCGUCCCGGGCGUGAUAGGCUACGGCGUGAUGCAGCUCACCAGCUCCCGCAAUGAGCAGCUCGAGGCCCACCUCCGCUCCACCGCCCGACCCGAGACCACGAUGAUGGGGCAAGUGAACAGGGAGAGACUGGCCGAGUUUCUCGGCGAGCUGCAAAGGAAAGAGGACACGAACGACAGGUACGUGGCCGCUCUGAAAGGGGAGACGCUGACCAGGAAACGCUACGAGCGCAUUCAGCCUGUGCCUGCCCCCGUGCAAGCGAGCCAGGAGGCCGCGUCCGCUAAGGCUGCCAGCGCCGAGAAGCCCAAGGCCAAGUGAUUCGCAGUGAACUAGUGUUCCUAGCAAGAUAUGCCCCUACCCAGAUCACUGAACAUGAACAUAAACGGACUAGUAGUCAGAGCUUGUAUGCAUCGUCAUCGUGGAGUCUUUGUUUUCGCUGCUGCUGUUAGCUCUCGUGGAUCUUUUUGAUCUCAGUGCCCACCCUGUGAUCGAAAUAUUGUGGCUGAACGAAACCGGCGAGCACCCUCCGUUCCGUUGACU
Molecule: messenger RNA, 762 nt
Organism: Setaria italica (foxtail millet)
Lineage: Eukaryota; Viridiplantae; Streptophyta; Magnoliopsida; Poales; Poaceae
Exons: 2
Coding region: 124-540 (138 amino acids)
Source: RefSeq, a predicted model, not a curated record